This is a messenger RNA of Ictalurus punctatus (channel catfish), 1331 nucleotides long. It is a transcript of the gene ska1, whose product is annotated as spindle and kinetochore associated complex subunit 1. The record is from RefSeq and is a predicted model, not a curated record. Gene Ontology annotation, cellular component: mitotic spindle; spindle microtubule; outer kinetochore. Gene Ontology annotation, biological process: mitotic cell cycle; regulation of microtubule polymerization or depolymerization; chromosome segregation. The transcript has 7 exons. Bases 216 to 989 code for a protein of 257 amino acids. Gene Ontology annotation, molecular function: microtubule binding. Lineage: Eukaryota; Metazoa; Chordata; Actinopteri; Siluriformes; Ictaluridae.
AACACAAAUUUCCUAUGAAAAGAGAACGCGUACUCGGCGUGGCGAAUGUGUUGCACCAUAAUCACACGCUGUUUCCGCUCACUGUGACUCGUUUGAACAUUGGCGCGAGCUAAGUAAACAGAUAAAAAUAUAGGAAUCGGAUUAGAGAAUAAAAGUUAACAGUUGUUUUUGUUGUUGUCGAGGAGCAGUCGUAAUAAACCUUUUCAUUCAGAAAAAUGAGUCACUGUGAGCUGGAAGAGGUGACGAAACACAUCAACGACAAGAUUUCCCUCGUCAAGAAGCUCUUAGAGCUGCGAGCAGUAGCAAAAGAUCCAGAUAAGCGGUCGUAUCUGCUCAAAAUCGAGCAGGAUGUCAAUGCCAUAAACGCUCUUCUCGACCGGUUUGAGAGAUACGUCACUCAGCAGAGGGACCUGCUAAAGCAUCUUCAGGACCUGGACAUGUUCUUCCAGGAGGAUGAGCAGAAUGCGCAACACCUAUUAGAGAACAUCCCACCACACAUGCCUCGCAAAGGAGGGCAGCCGACAGCUCAAGGAGGACAGACGGCGGCUCCCAGCAAGCAGGCAGAAGCGAAUUCGGCCCCCCAGGAGCAAGAACAGCCCAAGAAGCCCCCACGGAGCCAGAUUAAAGAGAUGGAGUUCAUCACAGUGCAGGAGUUCGACAGCAUCCCACAGUACAUGAAGGGACGAGUGACGUACGACCAGCUGAACUCUGCUGUAAAAAGCAUCAACACGGCCGUCACUGCGAAAUAUAAAAUCCUUCAGCAGCCUGUCAAGAGCCUGAGUAACGCAGCCCGUAAGUUUCAUCAGCGUUUCAAAGACGAGGAGACCAAGGACACUAAAGGUCAGUUCUUUGUGGUGGAGGAGGACCUGCGUGAACUGGCUCAGCUGAAGGUGGAUAAGCGUUUUGUGGGUAUGCUGAACAUGCUGAGACACUGCCAGAGACUAAAAGAGCUGCGAGGAGGCGGUCUGACACGCUACAUGCUGCUGUGAUCCUCCAGACACGUCAGGACACCGGCGAAUGUCCGUGCUUCUGAUUUAUAUUAAUAAGAGGGGGAUGUAACGGUUUAGGAUCUAUACAUGUGCAGAAAGAACUGCUGAUCCUAAAGCUCAUCAGAUAUUUCCCCUGGGCAUCUCAUGAGCUCCAACUGAUCUUUCAAAAAUGUGUCUAAACGCAGUCAAGCCCACCUGUAAUAGCAUUGUGCGCUACUUCUGAACAUCCGUCCGAAGUACUUCACGUCACAGCUGCUGUCAACGUGCUUCAUUUUUUUUCAUGUUUUGUCUCAUUUUAGUGUACAUUUAGCGUUUUGUAAAUAAAUUUAUUAACGCACGUUU